UCGAUGAGCAAGUAUCCCUUAAUUUACAAAACUAUAGGUAGCCCUCCAAAGUUCUAAGUUCAAACUAGCUAGUAGUGCAUUUAUAUAUACAUCCUACAAUACCCAAACAGACUAUUAAGUAUUACCCCACAAAACAAACGUUGCACAACUGCCGCCACCGGUCCUCUCUUUUGCAUUGAGAGAGAGAGAGACAGACAGACAGAGAGAUCGAUGGCAUCAUCACGAGACUCCCCCAACUCCCCUCCAAACCUUUCUUUUACAAUAAGAGGAACAACCACCCAAAACAACUUCUCCAGAAGCAUUUCCACCAAAGAAGCCUCCUUCUCACACUUCCCCUACACCCCACCUCGCCUUGCCGGCGCCGCUCUCUCCCAAAGCCUCCAUACUUCACCACUCUCCUCCCCUCUCCACUCUCACUCACCCACCACCACCAAGCUCACCGACGUCUCCUCCUCCACCUACCGCUGCGUCUCUUCCGUCCUCAAAAAGGACGGCCAGAUCUUGUCCAUCGCCGUCUCCAACGGCGUCGUCUACACCGGCUCCGACACCAACACUGUAAGGAUUUGGAGGCUCCCGGAGUUCACCGAGUGCGGGCACCUCAAGACCAAGGCCUGCAUGGUGGUUGCGCUACAGGUGUCCAACGAAAGAGUUUAUGCAGCCUACGGUGAUGCCAAGAUUCGUGUGUGGCGCAGAACAUGGGAUGGCGCCUUGAAGCACGUGCGACUGGCCACCAUCCCCACCACCGGAAGUUAUGUCCGGAGCUACAUUGGUGGCAAAGAUAAAAUGCAGAUGAAGCAUACCGGACCCAUCACAUCCCUAGCGGUCAAUGCAUCGGACGACAUCGUGUAUUCAGCUUCCCUCGAUAAAACAGUGAAACUAUGGCGGAUUUCUGACCUUAAAUGCAUCGGGACCAUUAACGCCCAUCUGGAGCCAAUCAACGCCAUCAUCGUCGCCGAUGACGGGGUACUCUUCACAGCGUCUGACGAUGCCACCAUCAAAGUGUGGCGCCACAACUUUCAUGGAGGAGACCAACCUCAUUCCCUCACCGUGACUCUCCCGGCCCGGUGCUCGCCUGUAAAAACCCUAGCCCUAACCCGAGAUGGCGGCGUCUUAUACGGCGGGUGCACAGACGGUUACAUACACUAUUGGGUCAAAGGGUGGUUCACAGGCCAAUUCCAAUAUAGUGGUGCGCUCCAGGGUCACACCCAUGCAGUAAUGUGCCUAGCCACUGUGGCCGACUAUGUUGUUAGUGGAUCCGCCGACUUAACGAGUAGGGUUUGGAGUAGAGAACAAGAUGGGCAGCACACGUGUCUAGCAAUCUUGGUGGGUCACAGAGGGCCUAUUAGGUGUGUGGCUGCAUUUGAAGAAGAGACCGAAGAUGGCUGCACCAUUUGUACCGGAAGUCUUGAUGGAGUCUUAAAGGUGUGGCGGGUGACGUGCAAGAACAAGUCGAGCCAGGGCUCAGCACCAAAUGGGUGCGAGUAUUUUGAGCUGUAGAUCGAGGGGAUUCUGAGUUGCAGCAUUUCAACUGUACAAAUUUCUUGUCCACGUUGACGCCUGUGUUACUGACCAAGUUGAGCUAAAUAGUUUUAUAGUGAUACAUAUAUAGUCAUGUACUAGCUAGAUCAUUAACGACCAUAAUGGUACCUUCUUUUAAGCUUUCAAUAUUAAUGUGCAGUAUGUCCAUUAAUGACUCCUCACAACACUUAGAAAAGAUGUUGAAUAUGUGUUAACAAAAACUUA
Corylus avellana is the source of this 1743-nucleotide messenger RNA. Its product is annotated as protein JINGUBANG-like. NCBI's taxonomy places the organism in Eukaryota, Viridiplantae, Streptophyta, Magnoliopsida, Fagales, Betulaceae. Gene Ontology annotation, molecular function: protein binding. The record is from RefSeq and is a predicted model, not a curated record.